CAUCGAUGUCGUUCCUUGGCAUAGGAAUUUGCUGACGCCGCAAUUAUUGAACCGUCCACUAAAUUCUAGGUGUCUGUCUAGACUCGGCUUCCCCGACAAGCAGGCUCCAGCCAUUCCUACAUUCCCAAGUCCGCGUGGGACCCUCCAGCACUGCGCAACUAGCAGUAUGAGCCACCAACAACCUUCGCUGCCUAGGCCUCCAUAGGCCUCCUACAAGCUAAGCAGCUACGGCAAACCGCUACCGAAGGCCACAUACCGUACAACGAACACAAGCGGCAGUAGUAAGCCGGUACCCCAUGGCACAUGACUCCACAAGCACCGCCGCCAACCGCAGUAGCGGCGGUGGCGCCGGAGGCAGUAGCAGCGCCGGAGGCUCCAUGCUGACGUCAGCGGCGCCGCAACCGUCAACGGCUACUGCAGCGGCAGUUGCAACCGUCCAACGAGCCUCCCAAACCGGUGGCGGUGGCAGCAGCCAAUGUCACAACGGUGGCGGCGGUGGCGGCCUUUCUCCGUACAUGUUACUCACCGACCCCUUUGCAAAAGAUGCAACGGCGGCAGCACCGCAAUCGCCAUUGCCAGGCAGCAGCAGUCAGGGGCGUCUGCGAGCACGUCAAGGUGUGACGGCACGCGUCAGUGACAGCGGCGGCGGCACCAUCGCCGCCGCCGUCGCUAGCGGGGACGUCGCUGCCGCCAAGGCCGCCGCCGCCGCUGCCGCGGCCGCCGCCGCCAAGGCCGCCGCCUUGUCUCCAAGCAGCUCAAAGCCCC
Messenger RNA from Astrephomene gubernaculifera, 765 nucleotides. NCBI's taxonomy places the organism in Eukaryota, Viridiplantae, Chlorophyta, Chlorophyceae, Chlamydomonadales, Astrephomenaceae. The record is from the annotation of a GenBank genome assembly.